This is a messenger RNA of Penicillium pulvis, 2010 nucleotides long. RefSeq names its product putative G1/S-specific cyclin Pcl5. Gene Ontology annotation, molecular function: protein kinase binding; cyclin-dependent protein serine/threonine kinase regulator activity. The coding region runs from base 1 to 2010 and encodes 669 amino acids. The record is from RefSeq and is a predicted model, not a curated record. Gene Ontology annotation, biological process: regulation of cyclin-dependent protein serine/threonine kinase activity. Gene Ontology annotation, cellular component: cyclin-dependent protein kinase holoenzyme complex; nucleus. Lineage: Eukaryota; Fungi; Ascomycota; Eurotiomycetes; Eurotiales; Aspergillaceae. The transcript has 2 exons.
AUGAAUCCUUGCGCACCGCCGGAUAUGUCGGGGAUGGACGUCUUGGGUUUGCUAUCAAAUCCUAGCUCAAAAUCUCACGCUCACCCUUACGCCUCUUCGAUCUCCUCCUCCGCCUCCUCAUCCUCCUCAUCCGUCUUCUCGCUCGAUGCUCAGAGUUCCGUCUCUUCCACCGCCACAAACCCGGUCGAUGUGAUUUGGGAAAAUGAUGAGGCUCAGUUGGGGAGAACCUCGGGAGGUCCCCGUGCCUUUGGCAAGGUCGUUCCUUCCAAAGAUGCCGCCGUGCCGCCCGAGUUGCGUAUGCACCCUCGGCGCACUAACAGUGUCGCGACCAGUGGUCCCGGCGCUCGUCCACCACCCUGCCUGCUCCGCCAGUCCGAGCGAAAAGUGAAUUUCGUCGAUAACCUUGUCGAUACGGCAUCUCAGAUUGUGGAAAACAUCUGGCCGUUGUCGGCCGCAGCAUCCCGCAGUGAUGCCGCGACCGGUUCCAAAGGGGUUCUUCCCCUGCGGACAUUUAUCCAAGAAACUCUCCGUCGCUCGCGUACUAGCUACAGCACUUUGCAGGUGGCACUUUACUAUCUUAUUAAGAUCAAGCCGCAUGUGCCUGCCCAUGACUUCACCAAGGAACAGCCCCGUGACCAGUCAAUGAUGCGGGCCAUGCAGUGCGGUCGUCGUAUGUUUUUGGCGGCGCUAAUCCUGGCCUCGAAAUAUUUGCAAGACCGUAACUAUUCUGCCCGGGCCUGGAGCAAGAUCUCCGGCCUGAACACGCUGGAAAUCAAUCAAAAUGAGUUGAUGUUUCUGCAGGCGGUCGGUUGGCGUUUGCAUAUCUCCGAGGCUAUGUUCCAGCGCUGGACUGACCUUGUUCUCAAGCUGACUCCCGGUGCCGGUGGUCCUCCUGCCAGUGAGGGCCAGUGCUGGCGAACCGUUCUUCCCCGGUUGACUCCCGAGUUAGAAACGAUCGAACCGGAGCAGCCGAUGACCCCGGUCUCGGCAAUGGGCGGUAUGGAUCUGGGACCUUUGUCGGACUCUCCGUCCCCACGCAGUGUGCCCGGUAACGAGUACCUCCGUACGCCCCCACGCGAACAGAUGUCUACUUGUCGGAAUCUGCCCCGGACUUUGGAGCCGACUCCGCGGAUUGAAUAUACGACCAUGCCGACGCUUCCGCGUCCUACUAUGCUCCCGACACCCCAGAUGACCCCUCAAUCGCAUGUGGCUCUCACUCCUGCUGCGAGUAUUGCUGCAUGCCCCCGCCGCCCCUCCAUCAGUACUGCGAUGUCUCAGGCACAGAACUUGGGUUUGGCGCGCUCGACACUUGAUCAGCGCCCGCCUCUUUCGUUCUACCCUCGGACUCACUCGUACGAUGGAUACCCGGCUGCGGUCCGUCGGUCCUCUCUGGCUCGGUCCACAUCAUCGGCUUCGUCUCCGGACUCGAUGGUGUCGGACGUGUCGACCUUGUCGUCCCGUUCUUCGCGUUCAUCGUCUGUCUCGUCCAAUGCGUCUGGAGCGGGUGCUCCCGCUCCAGCUCGGCUGGCAGUCAAAGCUACUAUGCGGUGUACUAACAACUCCCUAAAAGAGAGCCGCAAGACCCUGGCUAUUGCUUCUCCAAUCGACGAGAGCUCCUUGGUGAAUCUUUACAACAGUUCCCCUGAUUCUUAUCCGGGUGUUACUGGCUCUGCUCCAGAUCUCUCCAGUUACUCGCUGGACACCAGCUUGAGCGAAGCCGCUCAAAGCCUCUGUGAACUGUCUGGUGCUGCGCCUGCACGGCGCCAGUCCCGCAAACGUGGUCGUACCGGAUCUGACGACAUGCUUCUGCAGAACCAUGUUCGCCAUCUGAUCGACGCGGGCGCAUCAGGUCACUCCUCGGUUCUGCCCGAUGGACGCUUGGCCAGCUCAUUUAUGGUCGGGGAUGGAUCUUCCCUUUCCGGCCCGGCUGGCAUGAAACGGGCCUGCUGCGGCAGUGAAGCGCGCAAAAUCGCCUUGAACCCGAGCAUACGCGUGGACUUUCUGAACUAA